UUUACAUUACAUUUUUAUUUUUCCACCAUCACAAACCAACACUAAGGCUGCAGUUAUGAAACCUUAGAUAUAACUAUGCGGUCUGGCUGUGUGCACGGACAGAUAUCUGUGAUGUCACAGACUCCCUGUUCUAUCUGUGCUGAGCUAAGCAACUGAUUUCAGCGACUUGUGUACUGCUUAGCGUUUCUAGCGCCCAGUGAUUGAGGAAACAGGUGGUUUGGAGUUUUGUGAAGUGCUCCCCAAACUUGUGACCUGCUGCAAUGCCUUGGAGGAAGAGGUACUGGCAGGGUAAAGAGACCAGCCAAUGGAAAAGAAAGAGACUUUCUCCAGGCUGGGACUGCGGUGAUCAAUGCCAUCCUACAUCUUCAUGGGAACCACCAGCAAAUGAUACAAUGCCUGACUGGGAACAGCCAGAAAGAUCUCUCUCCAAGAGCCAUAAAAGAAAGCUGGACUGGGAGAAUCUGCACAAGUCAUUCCAAAGCGAGACUUAUUCUACAACAUCACCUGUGGCCAAGAAGCCAAGAUCUGAAAGGAAUCUUUCUCCAGGCUGGGACCACGGUGAUCAAUGCCCUUCUACACCUUUAUGGAAACCACCAGCAAAUUAUGCAACGCCGAACCAGGAACAGCCAGAAAGAUCUCUCUCCAAGAGCCUUAAAAGAAAGCUGGACUGGGAGAAGCCGCACAAGUCAUUCCAAAGCGAGUGUUAUUCUACAACAUCACCUGUGGCUAAGAAGCCAAGAUCUGAAAGGGAUCAUCAACAUGGUGACUAUUGCAGACCUCGCUCCAGAUCUGAAAGCAGUCAUCAAAAUGCUGAGGACAGCCAGACUACUAAAGACGAUGAGGAAGGACACAUGGUGUGCCGCAUUGGGUACCGCAUCUUGGACAGAUAUGAAAUUGUGAGAAUUCUAGGACAAGGAACUUUCGGUAGAGUGGUGGAAUGCUUGGACCAUCACAGAGGUGGCACCAAAGUUGCUGUAAAGAUCAUCCGGAAUACAGGACUGUUCAGGGAGACUGCCCAGCUGGAGAUUAACGUCCUAAAGAAAAUUCAAGAACAAGACAGAGAACAUAAGAGCAGGUGUGUAAUGAUGUGGGAUUCCUUUGAGUACCAUGGACAUGCAUGCAUUGUUUUUGAGCUGCUUGGGAAGAGCACUUAUGAUUUCCUAAAGGAGAACAAUCACCUGCCGUACCCACUCCAGCAGAUUCGGCACAUGGCCUUCCAGCUGUUUCAUGGAAUAAAGUUUCUACAUGACAACAAACUGACACACACUGAUUUAAAACCUGAAAAUAUUCUCUUUGUGAAUUCGGAUUUUGACAUUUCCUAUAGUGAAGAAGAGAAGUGUGAGGUAAAACGUGUAAAGAAUCCAAUCAUCUGUGUGGCAGAUUUUGGCAAUGCUACGUUUGACCAUCAAUUUCAUUGCACAAUUGUAGCCACUCGUUACUACCGCCCCCCAGAGGUUAUUUUGGAGCUGGGCUGGGCGCAGCCUUGUGAUGUGUGGAGCUUGGGAUGCAUCCUGUUCGAGUAUUACACUGGCUACGUUCUCUUCCAGGCAAAUAACAAUCGAGAACACUUAGUUAUGAUGGAGAAAGUUCUUGGACAGAUCCCUCACUGCAUGGUAUACAAAACCAAGAAAGAAAAAUACUUCCGAAAUGGAUCAUUGAUCUGGGAUGAGACCACCGAAGAUGGUCAAUAUAUCAAGAACUACUGUCAUCCUUUAGGGACCUACAAGAAAGAAGAUUCCUCUGAGCAUGCUGAAUUUUUUGACCUGCUCCAACGUAUGCUUGAGUAUAGUCCCGCUCUGAGGAUCACAAUGGAUGAAGCCCUCAGACACCCUUUCUUCAGCAGACUGACACCAGAAGAAAGGAAGCUAGGAGGUAGUACAUCCAGCCCAUAAAGAUGGUGACAUUCUAAUCCUAAGUCACCUCCUAUCCUUCAGAGCUUUACAUUUUGCCAAUAUAAAACUAUAAUAAAAAUAUUAUAA
Molecule: messenger RNA, 1979 nt
Organism: Hyla sarda
Lineage: Eukaryota; Metazoa; Chordata; Amphibia; Anura; Hylidae
Product: dual specificity protein kinase CLK3-like
Exons: 1
Coding region: 261-1892 (543 amino acids)
Biological process (GO): protein phosphorylation
Molecular function (GO): protein kinase activity; ATP binding
Source: RefSeq, a predicted model, not a curated record